CUUUGUGCGUGACCUAACACGGUUAAAUCGUAUAGACUGCACGGGACCGAGAGACGGGAAUGAUGUUUUUGCGAUCUAUACUUUUAAUCAUAUCUUUGUUGAAGUUUCACUGUGGCCUUUUUGGAUUAUGUUGUGAUUACGAAUGUCCAGAUAAACCAGUGUUCCAUCCAUCCAGACUGGUAGUGAGGCGUGAUGAUCCUGCUGAUGCCACUUGCCUAUGUAAAAGUCCUUGUGAUGGUGAAAGCAGUCAUUUGGAAGUGUCUCUUGGUCAAACAUUUAAACAAGAAAAUGGAACCAAGCUAUUAUGGAAGGUUGACAAAAUGACCCGAUGGGAAACGUCGCCCAUAUGCUUUUAUGAUCAUGAAGAUCUGAAACAGUGCUGUAGCAGGCUGGCUGUAACCGUAUACCAGCCUCCAGACUUGGUAUCCAUCAACUAUCUAAAUCACACUGGGCCCCUGACAGAGGGCCAUGUAUACACUCUGCAGUGCACAGUCGAGAACGUUGCUCCUGUUGGGAGUCUCUCUGUGAUGUUUUACAGGGGACAGGAGGCUCUAGGUCCAUCACAGUCCCGGAAUAAUUCAGAGAAGAAACCAGUGACUGAGAUCUUCACUCUGAACAUCAAACCUACAGGAGAAGAUCAAGAGGGACACUACUGGUGUGAAGCCAAGCUGGAGCUGGGACCUGAGGGACCACAGAUCCCUCCUGUGGAGAAGUCACAAAACCUCACAGCUACUGUCCAUUAUUGGGUCCAGAAAGAACAGGCACUGCAUUCAAUCACCAUCACAGAGGGAGACAACCUGGAACUGAACUGCACAGCCGUGGGUAACCCCAGCCCCUCCUAUGCCUGGACGCUCCCCCCGGCCAAUCCUUUGCUUUUCAAUGCCAGCAUUCUCACUAUCAAUUCCAUAGCUUUUGAGGAUGAAGGGAAAUACACCUGUUUUGCCAGCAACAAACUGGGAAAUCUGACUGUGGUGUUUGACGUAGAUGUCAAAAUUGACCACUUACCCAUCAUUGCUGCUGUGGUGGCAGCAAGUUUGGUGGCUAUCCUUUUCUUUGCUUGCUGUGCCUGCACCAGAUACUACAGACACACCCGCAUGGGACGCUACAAGCUGAGGGAUGUGUUUCGUUUUCGCAAGGCCACCCAUGUGGCAGUGUCCAAUGGAGAGGACUAAUAUGACCAAUGUGGAUACUUAUGUGAGCACUGAGCAAAUUUCUUGUGUGUAUCUGUAUGUUGUUGUGUUCUCUAUUUUUGUAUGUUGUUUAGGUUAAACGUAAAGAGGCACUGAAAUUAGCAAAAAUGUUUAUUUCUUCAUGUCUGCAAAAUUUCAAAACUGUCAGUUAUGUAGUGAACUUGCCAAUUUUAUAAAUAUAUGCAACAACACAAAGGCCUCAGGCAAAUGAAAUAAUAAUACAACACUUAAUGAUCUACAUCCUAGCAUAGUUUUGUAUAGUAUAGGUGAGACUAUAAAAUGGAAUUUGCCUUACAAAUUUGCCUUUAUGACAAAGCAAAGAAACUGGUCACAAUACAGACAUUCUUUAAAGACAAUAAGAUGCAGCAGUCUCUCUUUUUGGGUGAUUUUUUUUUUUUUUUUUUUUUUUUUUUUUAACUUCGGUUUCAUUCAGUCACAAUUCAGCUGGCUUUAACACAGUAAAUAGCCUUCAGUGAAGUAAGAAAUUGGUAGGCUGAGAUAUCACAGUCAAUAGGGGGCCAAGCACCAAAGGUUCCAGCAGUAUUGUGCCUGAACGCUGUAACAGAACAUGCUCAUAUUCUUGAUAUGUAACAGUGAAUAGAACUGUUGUUUUUGAAUCUAGAAAAUGUGAACAUGAACAUGUUAACUUUCACUAGAGUUAACAAUGCUCUGAGGUUAUUUUAUGGCUGAAAUCCGCCUUUAUGAAUAUUUGAGUUUCAUGCGCAUAUUGGUGCAGAUUCCAAUGGCAAAAAAUCACAUUUUUGUGCAAAUUUUGCCCACGGGGUUGAAAAAAACAAGUUGGAACAUCAGUCCCAUCGGCAGUGAAUUUGAAAAGACACAUCGAGUUGAAGCAUCCGACCAGUCUUUGAAAGAUUUCUGAGUGAAUGAUGAUCCCAAGAAAUCAUUAAUAAAGGGUAAAACCAUGAGCCAACAGCCACAAAGUUCUUCCACCCAAGUCAAACUCAAGCAUUUUGCAAAGGACAGGCUUGCUCUAGAAGAAGGAGCACGUAUUGGCAGCUGCCAAUAUUCCAGCUCGAGACCGGAGACAGGAGAAACUCCAGCAAUACUAUAAUGAUGCUGAAACAAGAAUUUCUGAACUUAACUGUAAAGUCUGCUGACUCAGAUGCAAAAAGUUCUGGUCAGUCGCAGCCCAGUGGUGACAAGACAGACACUGCAGCAUCAUUUAUCAGAUUUAAAUGAAACCCACAGAAUUUCAGAAAAACUGAACUAGACUCUUAUUUGGAUGCACCAACCACAAGAGGGUUUGCCGAAUACAUGCUGCUGUCCAAGCUCAAAAAGCUGCUCCUGAAGUACAACACUGCGCUCCCUUCAAACGCUCCAGUGGAGAGGCUCUUCAGCAUUGGUGGUCAAAUAUUUCGGCCCAGGAGAAACCAGCUUGGUGAUACCAACUUUGAGAAGCAGCUGCUCUUGAAUGCCAACAAAAAGAUUUGAGCUGUUUUUAUUGGUGUAUGGAACUGGUAGUAUCUAUUGCUGUGACUUCCUGGUGGGUCUAUAGCCCUGACCCAAAAUACACAGGGGAAAUCUGCUUUCAAAAUGAAGAUGUGUUG
Myripristis murdjan (pinecone soldierfish) is the source of this 2758-nucleotide messenger RNA. RefSeq names its product cell adhesion molecule 4-like. NCBI's taxonomy places the organism in Eukaryota, Metazoa, Chordata, Actinopteri, Holocentriformes, Holocentridae. The transcript is spliced from 5 exons. Gene Ontology annotation, molecular function: integrin binding. Bases 60 to 1172 code for a protein of 370 amino acids. Gene Ontology annotation, biological process: cell adhesion. The record is from RefSeq and is a predicted model, not a curated record.